Messenger RNA from Neurospora tetraspora, 1860 nucleotides. RefSeq lists its product as uncharacterized. The record is from RefSeq and is a predicted model, not a curated record. NCBI's taxonomy places the organism in Eukaryota, Fungi, Ascomycota, Sordariomycetes, Sordariales, Sordariaceae. The coding region runs from base 1 to 1860 and encodes 619 amino acids. The transcript is spliced from 2 exons.
AUGUCGUCCAUCACCACUACUCCACUCUCCGCGCCUCCACGGCCGUCAUCAUCCCGGAGCGUCGCCCCCAGCAUCGCACCUAGCAUCGCGCCCAGCAUCAGUGGCAGCACCUUGUGCGACUAUCCCAUCACGACUGGCGGCAACAUUAGUGCUUUUGGAUCGAGAGAUGGGAAUUGGCCCGCGCUGCUACUAGGGGAUCUUCAAUUCACCGCCGCGGAAACGAACUUGGGUGUGGAUGCGUAUGCCUCGCACAACUCCGCCUCCGCCAACGCCGGCGCCACUUCUUCGUCCAACACGUCCACCCCGCGGGGUGAUCGUGACCGUGACCGUUACGGUGACCGUGACUACUUCGGGCCCUUAACCUCCACCAACACCAACACCUCGGGCACCAGCAGCAGCAAUUACUCCAACAACUCAUCCAGUAACUCCGGGUCAUCCUCCAACCCGGGCAUCUUCGUCACCACCCGCACCAGAAGCCACACCUCCUCCCGCUCCGCAUCCACCGGCCGCUCCAGCACCAGCACUAACAGCCCUUACAUUGUCGGCGGCAGUAGCUCCAGCUCCAGCUCCAACAACCAGGCCUCCUCCUCCGUCUACUCCCCGUCCACCGGCCACAACCAGAACUACAACAGCAACCCCCGGGGCCUCUCCCCCAACGGCAUCGGCAUCGGCCGCCACGGUCCCGGCACCGCCGCUCAGGCUCAAGGCACCAACACCACCACCUGCACCUCCUCCAACCGCAGCGGCGGCAGCCACAAGCGGCAACCAAGCAUGGCCACCCUCGAGCAGAUCCAGACUUCCAACGCGCACAUUGUGUCUUCCUUGCCCUCUGGGCUGGUGGCCGUGUUCGUGGGCGGUACGAGGGGUAUCGGUGAAGCGACGCUGAAGCAGUUUGCACGGUACGCGGUGGCGCCGAGGGUGUACAUUGUGGGGAGAGAUAGGAAGGAUGGAGAACGGGUGGGCGCGGAACUGGCGACUAUUAACCCGGAGGGGGAGUAUCAUUACAGAAGCGCGGAUGUGAACACCAAAGAAUCCCUCCACUACCCCUCCGCCGUACUCUUCUACGCCCGCAUCCGCUUCAUCGUCAACCUGCUCCCGGAACUCCAAAAAGCGUCCUCCCUCCGGCGCGUCGUCUCCGUCUUCAACGGCACCAAAGAAGGGUCCAUCGACACGGGCGACUUCCAAUGGCGCCGUCUCGCCAUGUACCCGGCACGUGCACACUCGUCCGCCAUGAUGACGCUCGCGCUGGAAUCCCUCGCCCUCGAAGCACCCGACAUUUCGUUCGUCCAUACCCACCCCGGCUUGGUAAGGACGAAGCUGGGGCAGGAUACCAACAAAACGGCCAUCACGGUGCUGAGGGGGGUGUUUAAAGUGAUUGGACCGCUGGUGACGAUCCCCGUGGCGGAGGCGGGCGAGAGGCAGUUGUUUAUGGCUACUAGUGCGAGGUUUCCGGCGAGGGAGGGGAGGGAUGUUGAGGGGCAGGAGACUUCUGGUGUCGGGCUUGGGCUAUUAGGCCUGGGAGCUGCAGCGAACAACAACAACAACGGCAAUAACAACAGCAACAACAACAACAGCAACAGCAGACCAUCAUCCGGCUCCGUGCACUCCUCGCACUCGCGGACGAGUUCCUCGUCUAUGGCCACCAUGACCCUGAAAGUGGCAAGGGGAACAGAUGGCAGGGAAGGGAGCGGAGUCUACUCGGUUAGUAACGAUGGGGAGGGAUUAAGCGUCAAGACGGAGGAGGCGCUGAGGGUGAUGAGGGAGGAGCAGGAUAUGGUGAGGAAGGUCUGGUUGCAUGUUGAGGAUGAGUUUGUUAGGGUUACGGGGAGUGCUUUUGUUGUUGGUAAUGGUUUUAUGUGA